Messenger RNA from Ipomoea triloba (trilobed morning glory), 1677 nucleotides. RefSeq names its product malonyl-coenzyme A:anthocyanin 3-O-glucoside-6''-O-malonyltransferase-like. The transcript has a single exon. Bases 153 to 1526 code for a protein of 457 amino acids. The record is from RefSeq and is a predicted model, not a curated record. Lineage: Eukaryota; Viridiplantae; Streptophyta; Magnoliopsida; Solanales; Convolvulaceae.
AUUCAACUUUGUUCUGGGGGCAUCUCUUUGUAGAGAACCACGUUAACUUGCAUCCCCACCACCACGCACGCCUGUCCACUUCCCAUAAUGUUCCCGGCCCGACCACGGCGAAACAUAUACUAAGGUACGAGGCACUCAGCUCCGACGACAAAAUGGCUUCUCCGAUGACAAAUGUUCUCGAAAAUUUCGAGAUUUCACCUCCAAUUGCCUCAGUUCAGGCCACCACUCUGCCACUCACAUUUCUUGAUAUUCCGUGGCUGCUUUUCUCUCCCACCCAGCCUCUCUUCUUCUACGAUUUCCCCCACUCUAACUCGCAUUUCAGAGACUCCAUUCUUCCCGGCUUGAAAACCUCCCUCUCCCUCGCCCUGCAGUAUUAUUUCCCCCUCGCCGGAAACCUCGUUACGCCGCCCAGGCCGGCCAGGCCUUACCUCUCCUGCAGCGGCGGGGAUUUUGUUGUGUUGACCGUUGCCGAGUCGGCCGGUGACUUCCAACGCCUCUCCGGCCACCACCAGAGGGAUGCCGUAGAUUUCCGCCGCCUUGUCCCGGAGUUUCCGGCGGCGGCUCAUUCCUCGCCGCUCUUGGCUGUUCAGAUUACACUUUUUGCCCAAAAUGGGAUUUCGAUUGGGUUCUCGUUGCGCAACGUGGCGUCCGAUGAGAGGACGUUCGACCAAUUCUUGAAAACUUGGGCGGCCAUUUUCAAGGUGGGAAUAGAGCUCCACAAGCCGGUCCUGAGCAAGAGCGUGCCCAUCUAUGACAGGUCGGUAAUUCAAGACUCCGGCGGGGUUUAUCCUAUCCUCCUGGAAGAAUGGUGGCGUUUCAGAGAUUCACACUCUUUGACCGGGCCGGGCCCGGACGACCCGAUGGUUCGGGCCACGUUUACAAUGGGUCGCCCGGAAAUGGAGAUGAUCAAAUCAUGGAUCCUGAUCCGGUCCAAGAAACUGUUCGGGUCAACCCACUUGCUCCUCUCACCUUACGUUCUAACCUGUGCAUAUUUAUGGGUCUGUUUGAUGAAAACAACCGGGUCAAAUAACCACAAACCCAUUCAACCCACGGAGCUCCGUUACUUCGGAUUCAUAGCCGGUGGGCUAACCCGACUGGAUUACCCGGUACCAAGGAGUUACGUCGGCAACUGCGUCGCAUUCGGCCGAGCAACGGCGAGGCAAAACGAGCUGACCGGAGAAAACGGAGUCGUGUUCGCCGCAAAAGCAAUAGGGGACACAAUCAAGAAACUGGACGAGGAUGUUUUGGGCGGGGCGGAAAAUUGGAUAUCGGAUUGGAGCGUGUUCUCCGGGCCGGGCCCCCACGUAAUGGUGACCGGGUCCCCAAAAGUGGACCUAUACGGGCUUGACUUCGGGUGGGGCAGACCCAAGAAGAUAGAAGAAAUCUCAAUUGAUAAAACACAUGCAGUGUCCCUGUGUGAAAGCAGAGACAUUAUCGGUGGCAUCGAGAUUGGGUUGAGUCUCCCAAAGCCUAAAAUGGAUGCUUUUGCUUCUCUCUUCGAUGAAGGUCUCAAAAGUUUAUUGUGAAUUCAAAUUUGCAUAUUUUUCUUUUGGGAAAUUUUUAGCCAUUUUGGUACCAUGAAAAUUUGUCAUCCUUCUUGUUGCUGUUGAUGUUGAGCAUAUAAUAUAUAAGAUAAAUGUGCAAUUCAACUAUCAAUUUAAAAUUUUAGUUGAAGUG